This is a messenger RNA of Fusarium keratoplasticum, 1722 nucleotides long. RefSeq lists its product as uncharacterized. The record is from RefSeq and is a predicted model, not a curated record. Bases 1 to 1722 code for a protein of 573 amino acids. Gene Ontology annotation, molecular function: acetyl-CoA transmembrane transporter activity. NCBI's taxonomy places the organism in Eukaryota, Fungi, Ascomycota, Sordariomycetes, Hypocreales, Nectriaceae. Gene Ontology annotation, cellular component: membrane. The transcript is spliced from 2 exons.
AUGACCGCCAGAGCCCGACGACCUCAAAACAAAAACCGCCGACCGCCCCUGACGCUCAAGGUAGAGGAUGCGAAUGGAAACGGAAACGGCAUCAUGAGCAGCGGAGUAGAAAUGCGGCGCAAGGCCGCCAACCCCGACGCCGACAACGUCGCCGCAAACUUCAUCAAGAGCGAGUCCUUCUCCCUCGACGACCCCGUCCCCAAGACCCCGGCCCUCAACAACCACGGCUUCCUGGACCUCCCCCGACAGGACCAGAGGAACUUUCUCCUCCUGGUCCUCCUAUACUUUCUGCAGGGCAUCCCCAUGGGUCUCGCGACGGGAUCUGUGCCGUUCCUGCUCAAGAAUCACAUGUCUUAUAGCGAGAUUGGCGUCUUCAGCUUGGCCUCGUACCCGUACUCUCUCAAGCUGUUCUGGAGCCCCUUUGUGGACGCCAUCUGGAGCCCCAAGAUUGGACGAAGAAAGACGUGGAUCGUUCCAAUUCAGUUUCUCUCGGGCUUUGGCAUGCUGUGGCUAGGAUCGCAUGUGGAGGACAUGAUGGCUUCAGCAGGGAAGCCUGGCGGAAUGACUGCCUUUUCUUUCAUGCUUUGGUGGUUCUUCCUAGUCCUGAUGUGCGCGACCCAGGAUAUCGCCGUUGAUGGCUGGGCGCUCACGCUCUUGACACCCGGAAAUGUGUCGUAUGCGUCUACCGCUCAGACCGUCGGUCUCACAGCCGGCCACUUCAUGUCCUAUACCGUCUUCCUCGCCUUUAACGCCGCCGACUUUGCCAACAAGUGGUUCCGAGCCGUUCCUUCGGACGACGGCCUCAUCUCUCUUGGUGGAUACCUCAAGUUCUGGGGUUGGUCGUAUAUCAUCGUCACCGUUGGGCUCGGCCUCCUAAAGAAGGAGGAAAAGUCGCACAAUGAAGAUGGCGUGUGGGAUGUGUACCGCAUCAUGUGGGGUAUCCUCAAGCUCAAGAACGUGCAGACCAUCAUCAUCGUCCACCUCAUUGCCAAGAUUGGCUUCCAGGCCAACGACGGCGUCACCAACCUGAAGCUCUUGGAUAAGGGCUUUGGCAAGGAUAACAUGGCCCUGACAGUUCUCAUCGACUUUCCUUUCGAGAUUGGCCUGGGUUAUUAUGCUGGCAUGUGGUCGCAAAAGUAUACGCCUAUGCGGUUGUGGUGCUGGGGCUUCAUGGGCAGACUUGUCGCAGCUCUGACAGCCCAAUUUGUCGUAGCCAUCUUUCCUGCCGAGGGAGUUACUCCCUGGUAUCUCUUGGUUGUCAUCGCCGAGCAUCUCUUUUCAACUUUUACCAACACUAUCAUGUUUGUCGCUGUUUCAGCUUUCCACGCGCGAGUGUCAGACCCCGUCAUUGGCGGUACUUACAUGACACUCUUGGCAACCGUCUGCAAUCUUGGCGGUACAUUCCCGCGUUAUUUUGUCCUGCAGCUCGUCGACAGCUUCACAGUGGCCACCUGCCACCCUGGUAAGCCCGGCAGCUCAGACACCAAGAGCCCCCUCAUCACUGAGGCAUUCUCGUGCGCCGUGCAAUCUGAGAAGGAGAGGUGCGAGGCCGGAGGAGGCACAUGCGAGAUGAUCCACGACGGGUACUACGUGGUCAAUAUACUGUGUGUGCUGUUUGGCAUUGCCACCUUUUUGUGGUACAUCAAGCCCAAGGUGCUGCAUCUGCAGAGCCUGCCUCUGCGGGCGUGGAGGUUGUCACCGGGUAAUGAGGGCAAGCGAUGA